Branchiostoma floridae (Florida lancelet) is the source of this 2088-nucleotide messenger RNA. RefSeq names its product cation channel sperm-associated protein 1-like. The record is from RefSeq and is a predicted model, not a curated record. The coding region runs from base 119 to 535 and encodes 138 amino acids. Lineage: Eukaryota; Metazoa; Chordata; Leptocardii; Amphioxiformes; Branchiostomatidae. The transcript has 5 exons.
UCCCUGCUCGGUUGUGGCGUGGUCGUGCCGGCGGUGCGGCAGUGCCUCUCCGGACGGGCGGCGGUCGGACAGCGGGACUUGCAGCGGGGUGGGGCCCCAGUCAUGUCACGGGCUCACCAUGUGCACCAAGAAAGAAGGAUGCAUCCCAACUGUGGACCUUACCGACAAUUGGACUCUCUUCGCCAUAGUUAUAGGAUCCAUUAUUACACUGGGUUUUAUAAAAAUGACCUUCACCGCGGUACGAUACGGCCUGAUGGAUCCCCCUAAGGAAGAGGAACCUCCGAAAAGAUACAGGAGGAAGAGGAAGCACCAUCAUCACCAUGGCAGCCAUGGUAGCCAUGGCACCCAUCUGGGCUCGCACUCCCACAUGAGCCACAGGAGCUCCCGGACGGACGUGCACCACCACCACAAGAAGCACUCCCGGGCCUCGCUGGCGAGCCACGAGGACGGCGCCGAGCUCAAAACCAAGUCCAAGGAGCUCACGUCAGACUCCAAGGGCAGCGGUGACAAGCAGACGGAGGAGUCGGCUGUCUGAUGGUGACGUCAUCUCCACAUAUACAACUCCCUCGUUUUGCACGUCUCUGAUUGGCUGGACCGACGGUUGCGGCUGCCUUUACCGAGCCGGCUGUUUCUGCAUGGCCUGUGCGCAGACUCCUCUAUAUAAACUCAUCAUACCGAACUGGGACUGGGAACUGCUCCACAUCACUCGCGCGCCCGCCAGACGCUUUGUACAUAGCUCGCCGCGGCACGAUACGGGCACGGCUCCCGCACGGCGGUGCCGGCAGCUGACGAGGGGGAAACACGGACCGAUAUCUGACCCGGGCAGGCCGGAGCCUGGACAACACCAGGACAUCACGAGAAGACAAGGACGCGUUCCGCGGACAUUGGACUUGUUGUUGGUGCUUACACGUAAUAUCACGUGAUCAUGAGCGAAAUCACGCGUGACAUUACGUGAGGACAUCAGACGGCUGCGGAGUCCCACCCCAACACCCGCGUGUGGACGGCACAAACGGUACCAAAGGAGCAAGGAUAGGGAGGGGCGCGGACCCAACUGCGCGUGAGCAGCGAGGUGCAUUGUGGGUAAUAGGUCAAAGGUGAAGGCCCCUGAGACAUAAACACGUCUGAACCAAUCAUGGUCCAGGCAAGAUCUGUUUACAAGUUAGGGACCCUCACCUUUGAUAUAUUGCCCACAAUGCAUCUCGAUGCGCACGCGCAAUUGGAACCGCGAAUCUCCUAAUUGUAAAGACAUGACGUAAUCCUACCCACAGGUGUAUACUUAUAAUGUAGAAACAAUAAAAACUAUGAAAAUUACAUAGAUACACGAAAUAGACCACAUGGAGAAGUUGCAUGGUUGCUAGAGCACGAUAUAAGAGUUAAGAAGAGUAUAUAGUAGGUAAAUGUAGUUGGACACGUGACUGUCCAGUGGAAGUAACCGCAGUUAAUACCGCUGCCAACUAACUAUGCAUGGAAUCAUAUCGGGUCACGCUAGGGGGCGUUUCUGUCACAUUUAUUUCUGCCUGACGGAGCUCCGGUCAUAAAAUGUUUCAUACAAAGUUCUGUUUGUACAAAUGUUUCCAGCAUUGAUAAGUGAAUUGCAGACUUAGACGUAAUAUGUAUGUUAUGAACUUAUCAAAUGUAACAAAUCACGUAAAAAAAAACUGUAUCAAAUCAUUCAUCCAUUAUUUAUCAAUAAUUAUGCUUUAUACAGUUCAUUACGAGUCGUUAUUUCUUGAAUUGUGCUUUACUUACUACUUAUUUAUCUCAUUUACUGUCGGUUGUUGUUUUAUAUCCUGUGUUGACGAAUGAACAGAAAGUAGCCAGACUGCCUUGUACGGAAACUGUUACAGUACAAAUGUAGCAAUUUCGCCGCUGAAAUCCGACACCUUUGGAAACACGUGACUGUUUAUGCUCAUGUUUGUCCGUCUCCUAGGUAACCACGAAAAUGGCCUACUUUGUUAUUUGUUUAUGGAACUUUCGUACAAAGUUUGAUAAACAGAUAAACAUUUCUAUGUGUGUAUCUACAUGUGACGUGCAAAGUCCUAUCGAAUGUGAUGAUUACACAAUAAAGGCCUCUACUCAGUAAGAACG